Molecule: messenger RNA, 3682 nt
Organism: Drosophila nasuta
Lineage: Eukaryota; Metazoa; Arthropoda; Insecta; Diptera; Drosophilidae
Gene: aPKC
Product: protein kinase C iota type
Exons: 9
Coding region: 282-3242 (986 amino acids)
Biological process (GO): establishment or maintenance of cell polarity; protein phosphorylation
Molecular function (GO): protein serine/threonine kinase activity; ATP binding; protein binding
Source: RefSeq, a predicted model, not a curated record
AUCGAUUUAUGUGUGGAACAAGUUCGCGCCCACGUUUGUCCCACUGUGCAAUUUGGCAUAAAGUUUUCAUAGUGUGUGCAUUACUUUGUGCCGCUUGUUGACAUUGCCAGUUUAUGCAAAUUUGCGGCAAUUAAUCGCAGCCAGCAACAGCAAGAGUCAAGUGCAAAAUAAACGCAACCAAACCGAAUCUGCAACGCGUCGCGCUCAAAAACUAAAACAGUAACAACAAAAGCAAAACCAAAAGCAGCAACAACAACAACACUAAAAAGAGAAACUGAAAUAUGGCCUGGGGCUAUUGGUCCGCCACAACUGUGGAUCGUGGACGUUCACCGCGCCGCUUGACGCAGUGCACCCCGCUGCCAGUGAAUCUGGUGCAGCAGGAAGAAGAGGAGGAGCAGCCACCACCUUGCCUUCCCCAACAGCAGCAACAACAGCAACAACAGCAGCAACAACAGCAACAACAGUCGCAGCAGUCACAGACCUGCCCCAGCACACCAUCGGCGAAUCAACAAGGAGGCGGCGGCACUCUCUGCUACAGUCCCACAUGUCGGUCCCGGUGCUCGAGUCCGUGUCCGGGGUCGCCGUGUGGCUCGAUAACGCCGCCGCCGCCGCCGCUGCUCACGUCCUCGCAACAGCAUCUGCAUCAGCACUCGAACAAGAAUUGCCCGGCCGCACAGCAGCUGCUCACGCAUCUGGACUAUGCGGCCAGGCGGCAAUCGCUGGAUCAGCUGGACAGUCCGCAGGUACUGAACACGUCGAAGUACUUUGAUAUCCAGGCCAACCAGCUGUCGGACAUCAUGUGCCGCGGCGCUGUGGUCAGUUCCAUACAGUCGGCGAACAACACGCUGACCAGAGGCGUCUCCCUUCACAGCCGGAGUGGCAGCGCUCAUGGCAGCCAUCAUAGUCACAGUCAUCAUGGCAGCGCGCAUGGUUCACUUGGCUGCCUGCAGGGAGGCGUGGGAGUUGGCGUCGGAGUGGGCGUUGGAGUGGGCACUGGGAGCACUGGAAGCAUUGGAAUGAUGUCGGCGAGCCACAUAGACACGGGUGAUUACGAUGUGCCGCAUCCGCAUCCGUAUACGCAUCAUUAUAUGCAGACAACAGCAUCAGUGACGCCACCGCAUGCAACGCUCAGCAGGCCAGGAUCGGCUGGUGCCGUCUGCACCGGCCACGACUCUGGCUCCGAUUCCAGCCAGGGCUGCGGUGGCUCCAUAAUGGGAGGCAUGCUGGUCAUGGGUCAUCCCGGCCAUAUGGGCAGUCUGGGCCAUCACAGCACCGGCAGCGGCUCCCUGGGUCGCUGCUCCAGUCGUUGCCACAACACCACCACCACCGACGACUCUGGAGGUGGCAGCAGCGGAGGAGGCGGUGGCGGUGGUGGUGGUGGUGGCAGCGUCGCUGUUGGCGGUCCGGGCAUGCUCAUGGACUAUCAUCAUGGCCAUCACAGCGGCAGCGCUGGCAGCGGCCUCAAUGGCUGCGGAGGCGGCGGUAGCAUCGCUGGUGGCAGCAUUGGCGGACGCAGCAGUGUCCUGGGCACCAUUCACAAUGGCCACGGGCAUCAUCAUCAGCAAUAUCAUCACGAAUGCAUUCACUAUGAACGCUUGCCCAUACCCGUGCCCAUUCCCACAGUGCCCAUGGGCGUGACGCAGCAGCAACAGCAACAACAACAACAGCAGCAACAACAACAUCAGAUGUCGUCACAGCAUCAGCUACAGUCGGAGGAGGAGAUUGAGCCGGCCUACGCAACAGUAUUUCCGAAUGUUCCUCAAGCGCCCGGUUUGUCCUGCGAUGGCGAAGAUCGCAGCAUCUACAGAAGAGGAGCGCGUCGCUGGCGAAAAUUGUAUCGCGUCAAUGGACACAUUUUCCAGGCAAAGCGUUUCAAUCGCCGCGCUUUCUGUGCCUAUUGCCAGGAUCGGAUCUGGGGUCUGGGACGACAGGGUUUCAAGUGCAUACAGUGCAAGCUGCUGGUGCACAAAAAGUGUCAUAAGCUAGUGCAGAAGCACUGCACGGAUCAGCCAGAGCCGCUGGUCAAGGAGCGAGCCGAGGAGGCCAGCGAUCCGAUGCCGGUGCCGUUGCCACCGUUACCCUACGAGGCAGUGGGCGGCACCAGCGAGGCGUACGACACGCACGAACAUGCGCACAUUGUGGUGCCGCCACCUCCCGAGGAUUCCCUGGAGCCGGCCACACAGCGCCAGUAUUCAUUGAACGACUUUGAGUUAAUACGCGUCAUUGGACGCGGCAGCUAUGCGAAGGUGCUGAUGGUGGAGCUGCGACGUACGCGUCGCAUCUAUGCGAUGAAGGUGAUCAAGAAGGCGCUGGUCACCGAUGACGAGGACAUUGACUGGGUGCAGACAGAGAAGCAUGUGUUUGAGACGGCCUCGAAUCAUCCGUUCCUGGUCGGUUUGCAUUCGUGCUUCCAAACCCCUUCGCGCUUGUUCUUCGUCAUUGAGUUUGUGCGUGGCGGCGAUUUGAUGUAUCACAUGCAACGGCAACGCCGCCUGCCCGAGGAACAUGCUCGCUUCUAUGCCGCUGAGAUCAGUUUGGCGCUGAACUUCUUGCACGAGAAGGGCAUCAUCUAUCGGGAUCUGAAGCUCGACAAUGUGCUGCUCGAUCAUGAGGGGCACAUCAAGCUCACCGAUUACGGCAUGUGCAAGGAGGGCAUUCGGCCGGGUGACACAACCUCCACAUUCUGCGGUACUCCCAACUACAUUGCACCCGAGAUUCUCCGCGGCGAAGAUUAUGGCUUCUCCGUGGAUUGGUGGGCAUUGGGUGUCCUGCUCUACGAGAUGUUAGCUGGACGCAGUCCAUUCGACAUUGCCGGCGCCUCUGAAAAUCCAGAUCAGAACACUGAAGAUUAUCUGUUCCAAGUGAUUUUGGAGAAGACUAUACGCAUACCGCGUUCGCUGAGCGUUAAGGCUGCUUCGGUAUUGAAAGGUUUCCUCAACAAGAAUCCCGCUGAUCGUUUGGGCUGCCAUCGUGAGUCCGCCUUCAUGGAUAUUGUGAAUCAUCCGUUCUUCAAAGUCAUCGACUGGGAGAUGAUUGCACAAAAAGAGGUACAACCGCCUUAUAUACCAACCCUGGAUCCUGGCGAUCCCUAUAUGACAACAAACUUUGACGAUCAAUUUACCAGAGAACCGGCUGAAUUAACGCCAGAUGAUCCUCAUGUCAUUGACAACAUCGAUCAAUCGGAAUUCGAGGGCUUUGAGUAUGUAAAUCCCUUGCUAAUGUCACUGGAGGAUUGCGUCUGACACCACGAGACAUGUGACUUGCAUCCGUAUAAUAUGCGUCUCUAUGGUGAGGAUUCCAGUGAUUAUGAUUCCGUGGCUGAUGAUCUAAGUCUCUUGCAUUUGAAUAGCGCGGGGAGGCGCAGCCAAUACCAAUAACAACAUAAGCCAGCAGCAACAUUAUCGCCAACAGCAGCAACAGCAGCCACAGGGCCAGCAAUAUCAUCCAUACCCACAGCAACAGCAACAACAGCACCAGCAGCAGCAACAUCAUCAUAAUGGUAACAAUAACAAUCAUAAUAAUCAAAUGCAAGCAAAUAAUAAUAAAAGUCUACUGCAGCACAUGUUUUGCCUUCCAUUGAACUAAUUAAAAUAACGAAUUAGAUACAGAUAACAACAACAAGAGCAACUGCUAACAGACAGCAACAACAACUAGCAAAAGCAAAAGCAACAAAAACAAAAAC